GUAUAUCAAUCGCGACUCAAAACAGUCACAACAAUUAGCUGUUUGCUCCAGUUUUAAUCAUCACUCAGUUCUCUCAAGCUAUCAACUUCAUCAACAACACUGCAUCAGAAUGAAAACUAGUUUGAAUUAUUUUAUUCCCAUUCUAAUCAUAAUCACUAAUGUCUUGAUGGUGACAGCAUUUCAAGAUGAAGCAAUAUUCGAAGAGGAAGAUAUUUAUAAUCGAGCUCUUCCUCCACUUCCUUAUUCUGGAAUGACAGUUCCUGGCACUAAAUGGUGUGGUCCUGGCAAUACAUCAGCAAACUAUGAUGAUUUGGGAAGAUUCCGUGAAACGGAUAAGUGUUGUCGAGCACACGAUCACUGUCCCGAGACAAUCGAAUCUGGCAGUACAAAAUAUUCACUGUUCAAUCCGGACAUGUUUCCAAGAAUGAAAUGUGAAUGUGAACAAGAAUUUCUAAAUUGUCUACAAAAUGUCAAUGAUUUUGCCUCAAGUACAGUGGGUCGGGCAUAUUUUGGUGCAAGAAGUAUAUGCUUUAAAUAUGCUUCGCCAAUAAUUCACUGCACACAAUAUAUGGAAGGGACAUUUAGCAGAAGAUGCAUAAAAUAUAAGUUCAAUGUGGAAAAACCUCACAAGUGGCAAUUUUUCGAUGUUCCAUAUUACACGGCUAAAAAAUAGAAUUGAAUAAAAAAGAGAAAUUUCGGGCUUCCAAA
Eupeodes corollae is the source of this 708-nucleotide messenger RNA. RefSeq names its product phospholipase A2-like. Lineage: Eukaryota; Metazoa; Arthropoda; Insecta; Diptera; Syrphidae. The coding region runs from base 110 to 673 and encodes 187 amino acids. The transcript has 2 exons. Gene Ontology annotation, biological process: arachidonate secretion; phospholipid metabolic process. The record is from RefSeq and is a predicted model, not a curated record.